Messenger RNA from Oenanthe melanoleuca, 2614 nucleotides. RefSeq lists its product as uncharacterized. The transcript is spliced from 4 exons. The record is from RefSeq and is a predicted model, not a curated record. Bases 65 to 703 code for a protein of 212 amino acids. NCBI's taxonomy places the organism in Eukaryota, Metazoa, Chordata, Aves, Passeriformes, Muscicapidae.
GUGACUCCUGACAGAUUCCUCGGCUGGCUUCAGAGUGAGGAGGCAGCAGCUAAUCCUCCUAACAAUGCUUUUCCUCUUCCAGCAUUUCUUCCUGCUGGCCACAGACUUAAUGCUUGCCAUGACCCUCUCCUGCCUUUUUUAUGCCUUCAUAUGCAUUUCCAUCGUGUUUCUGACCUGCUGCAUUAUCAUCUUCUCCUUUGGCACGGCAGAGAGGAGUGUUGACAUGAAAGGGAGAGCAAUCGUAAUUCUUGUGUCCAACAGUUCCAUUGGGAGAAUGUUUGCAAGGAACCUGGACAAAGCAGGUUUCGGGGUGUCUGCUGCACAAUGGUCUGCUCAGGAGGAGAGGACAGUGACAGAAGAGUGCUCAUCGAACAAGGAGGUAGCCCAGUUCCACCUGACUGAAGAUGAGUAUCAGAAGACAGUGAAAACCUUCAUAGAAAGCCACUUAUCCCUGAAAGGCAUGUACGGGAAGAUGAGGAAGCCAUCGAUCCUGAUAUGGGAUGAAGGAGCACCAGACACACGUGGGUUACUCGAGAGAAAAACCUCCUGUGAGGGGAAGAAGGCUUUCAAGGCUCCACACAGGAACUGCUUACUGAAGACAGCUCUCUACAUCUCUGUCCUCUGUCACCCACUGACCUGUCUCCUGAGUCUCCUGAAGAGAAGCCCACAGCUGCUUGUGCCUCUGCUGAAGUCCAAAAACUGAGAGGUGAGGCAGCAGCCUCACAGCUCAGUUACCUGCCAGAGGGGACACGUGGGGGCUGCUGCAUGGCUACUGCUGCUCUCCCAAAGUGACCUUCAAGCAAAGGAUGCUGCCUGCUUGUGUACACUGUAGUAUUCAUGGUCUGAAAUUAGAGACAUUAUGUGAGCAAAGCUCCUGAAGACCUCAGUGGAUGUUUUGCUGGCCUGAGGACUUGGGAAUGGCCUACAUUUGUUUAUAAAGCUUUCCAGUCCAUUGGGAUACAGGGAACUACUGUGUGCAAGCUUAAAAUUAUGGCUGUGAGGCAAUACCACCAUGAGAUAAAUUAUAACUGCACUUGAAAGUAUGUUUAACACAAAUUAGUUAUAUCAAACUAACACCAAAGUUAUAGACUGCUGAAGCUGACUAAGGGAUCUGAAUGCCCAGAUGCUUUUAAUUUGAGUGGGAAUGAGGGAUUUGAAUUCCUUAAACAGUGUUGAAUGUUUCAUCACUAACAUAUAACACAGAAAAAUUAAAGCAACUGGUUUUUCAAGCCUACAAACCUGGCCAAAAGAUCCUGGCAACAUCUUUAGACAUAUCUCCCCAAGCAUACAGCCAUUAAAAUCAGAGAUUCAGAAAAUCCUGAAAGUAUUCCAAGUCUUGAUGAAUGUUUUCAGAAAAAAAACCAGCAUUUCCAACAUGUUUUUCAAUAGAUCACUUUGAUCCAUUUAAUAAAAAUGUAAUUGGGCUAUGAAAGUCUGCUAAAAUAAAGAUGGAUUUAGCACCAAAUCCUAUGUCCUGAAACUCAGCACAAAAUAACUGAUCACUCAAGACCUGUUCUUUCACCUCAAUCUCAAUGCAAUACUUCUAUAUUUUGAACCUUCUUAAUAAAGCACAGAAUUGGACUUCAAAUAUAACAGAUUUUCCUGGGCAACACUGUAAAAUUAUUUCCCAAAAGAACUGAAAUAUUAGUGGUGAUGGAGAACCAGAGGGAAGCUGGUUACAUGAAAACAUCCUUCCAUCAUUUCAAAUUAUGUUAAUAACUAAUCUACAAGCCAAUAUUAUUCCUUUAUAGAUGUCUGCAUACCUGUCAAAAGACAUGAGGAGAGCAUCUCCUUGGGUUAAAUACUCUCCAGCAUUGUCACUCCCUUAGUAGCAGUCUCUCUCUAUUUUGGGGGACACUUGUCUCCUGACUUUCCUCUCCUGAGCAGGGGUCAGACACACAAACAGCUCCACUGAAGUCAGAGCACUUCACACUGAAUACUGGGAGGUGUUUCAGACACCUGAGGAGAGAGAUUUCCCUUCACGUGUUUACUGUAUUCAGGGAAGAACAGAGGGACAAGAAAGCAGGGAAGCAAAAUAAUGAUUAGUGUAAUGGGAUUUGCUAUUCUUGUUAAUAGUUUAAUCAAUAUAAACAUAUACAGAACCCUCUGACAUGCUUGCCAUGCUCAAGUGUCUCUAUAAUUAGCUCAAUACUCUUAAGCCAUGGUUAGUAUCACCUCCAUCUCUACUACUCACUUCUGCAACAAAAAGAAGUCAGGACUGGGAUUUCCUGUGUCUAAAACUCAGCCAUGCACAAGUGACCCUGCCAUGGUGUGUCCUGGCUGGUGCUGGAUACCCAGACACACAAUGUGGACAGGUGGGACUUGCUCAAUAUGAGCAGGAUAAUCUUAUGGUUCUCUUCUCCAAGGCUCUGCUUGCACCAGACUUGCAGGUGGAGCCACACUUGCUCCUCACCAGCACUGGAGACAGUCCAACACUUGCAAGGCUUUGCAGAUCACAUACACCUGGAUCCUGUGCUUGUCACACAGUUUUUCCUUGGAAGAAUAACUUAGCAGCAGCCCCUGACUUGAGAGCUCAUCAAUGAGGUACUGAAGAGAUGCAAAAGAAAGGAAAGCACAGAGAUACAGUAGGAUGAGGAGAACUGGUCCCAGGGUG